GGACCCAUCAGAAGUUAACAACUAUCGCCCAGUAUCACUGCUCUCUUUUAUUUCCAAAAUUCUUGAAAGAACGGUUUAUAAUCAAAUGUCUCUUUAUCUCUCACAGAACAACCUUAAUGACCCAAACCAAUCUGGAUUCAAAGUGGCACAUUCCACAGAGACUGCCCUUCUGUCAGUCACUGAGAAGCUCCAUGCUGCUAGAUCUGCUAAACUUUCAUCUGUCCUCAUCCUCCUGGACCUGUCAGCUGCAUUUGACACCGUGAACCACAAGAUUCUAUUAUCUAUUCUUACAAGCCUUGGAAUUUGUGGAACAGCGUGGCAAUGGUUUGCUUCUUACCUUAAAGAUAGGUCAUAUGAGGUAACAUGGAGGGGAUCUACAUCUGCCCCACGUAGACUCUCUACUGGUGUCCCGCAGGGCUCAGUACUUGGUCCUCUUCUGUUCUCCCUCUAUACCCGGUCUCUUGGUAAGGUCAUAUCAUCGCAUGGAUUCUCAUACCACUGUUAUGCAGACGACACCCAACUUGUCCUCUCCUUUCCUCCCUCUGACACUCAGGUUUCCACCCGGAUCUCAGCAUGUCUGGCAGACAUCUCAUUUUGGAUGGCUGCUCAUCAGCUGAAGCUCAAUCUCAGUAAAACCGAACUGUUGUUUAUCCCUUGUGACUCAUCUCCAGGUCAAGACCUUGUGAUAUCCAUGGACAACAACCAAAUCACUCCCUCAACCACCGCCCGCAAUCUUGGGGCUACUCAGGUGCUUGUUCAGUCCCUUGUUAUUUCAAGACUGGACUACUGCAACUCACUCCUGGCAGGCCUGCCUUUGUCCACGAUUCGUCCUCUGCAACUGAUCCAGAAUGCAGCAGCACGACUCGUUUUUAACCUUCCCAAGUUCUCCCACACCACCCCACUCCUCCGCUCCCUGCACUGGCUUCCUGUAGCUGCCCGCAUCAAAUUCAAAACACUGAUGCUUGCCUACAAAGCCAAAAAUGGCCCAGCACCCACUUACCUCUCUGCGCUAAUUACACCACGCACUGCACCACGUUCCCUCCGAUCCUCCAGCACUGCUCGCCUCAUCCCACCAUCUCUCAGGGAUCGAGGGCGGCAUUCAUCCAGGCUCUUUUCUGUUCUGGCACCUAGAUGGUGGAAUGAACUUCCUCUAGAUGUCCGUACAUCAGAGACUUUGACUAUCUUUAAACGACGACUCAAGACGCAUCUGUUUCUACAGUACUUGGACUAACCCCCCU
Molecule: messenger RNA, 1238 nt
Organism: Clarias gariepinus (North African catfish)
Lineage: Eukaryota; Metazoa; Chordata; Actinopteri; Siluriformes; Clariidae
Exons: 2
Coding region: 86-1231 (381 amino acids)
Source: RefSeq, a predicted model, not a curated record